This is a messenger RNA of Eimeria tenella, 4020 nucleotides long. RefSeq names its product ATP-dependent helicase, putative. Lineage: Eukaryota; Apicomplexa; Conoidasida; Eucoccidiorida; Eimeriidae. The transcript has 27 exons. Gene Ontology annotation, cellular component: cytosol; P granule. The coding region runs from base 1 to 4020 and encodes 1339 amino acids. Gene Ontology annotation, molecular function: helicase activity. The record is from RefSeq and is a predicted model, not a curated record. Gene Ontology annotation, biological process: regulatory ncRNA-mediated post-transcriptional gene silencing.
AUGGCAAAGCCCGUCGCACGUUGGAGGCGCUCUGGGCCUCGGGACAGCAUAGGCAUCCAAAGAGGCGCUGAGGCAAGUCCACCUCCUGGGUCUUCAACUCCUUCUGACAAUCAGGAGCCAAACAUUCCGAGGACCUUCUCCUCUUUUCGUACGCAGGGAAUAGCCUCCACAACACAGGAACCAGGGACCUCCCCCAGUCGUGAGGAUGGCCUUUUAGGGGCUGCCUCUGGCUUUGGCCCCGCUGGCUUCUCAACUCAGUCUCCGUCUGUAGGAGGGUCUGGCGGAGUACCAGCGCAUAAUCUUGGGGCGCCAGAUGGAUCACGAGGCAACUUCGGGCCUCCGGUCAGCCAUGCGCCAACGGGAAGCGAUCCGCAAUCUGCAAUAUCUGUGCUGUUCGGAAACAGGGGCCUUGAAGCCUUCAACAAGCUAACACUCGACGAUGAGUACAUCCUUCACUUCUACGGAGUCCGGCAAACGUUUAUGAAGCCGGCGGUACAGGAACACUGCGAGAGGGCACCUGGGGGAGAUAGUAACGGAGGGUUUCAGCACACGCUUGUGUGGAAUGUCAGGAGCCGCGAAUUCCGGGCCUCCGGCAUUGGCCGCUCAAAAAAGGAUGCGAAGAAAGAGGCUGUGAAAGUUCUCUUGGUGCAGUUGGGUCCGGUGACCCCGCAUGAGUAUGAACAAGUUACUCGAGUCAUUUUCAGCACCCUCCGAGGAAAACUGAACGCGAAGCAGAGGGCUAUUCCCAUUUCCAGGAUGAAGCACAGUUUCGAGUGGAAUUUCUUGCUGGAUGGAGAGCCUACUAUCGUGGAGUCACAAGGUAGUGGCUCCUUUCCAGCUGAGGCAGAGAUUGCCGCGAUGCAAGACAUGUACAUAAAAGUGCAGGAGCUGAAGGAUAAAGGGUUGAUGCGUCGGGCAGUCUUAAAUGCUGAGGCGUCGAAAAAUAGGAAGGUGCAGCCACAGGAGCACCGGAGCCAGAUUACGAGACCGUCGCAGCUAUCAAAGCACACGGCUGGUGAAAUUAACAUGUUGCACAAUACCGUCACCUCCCAGAACCAAAUAAAGGCCACAGAAACGAUAACGGAGGCGCCAGAAGGUCAUCGGUGUGCGCUUGAAUGGAAAUGGAAAUCAAAUGAUGGGCGCAUGCAUUCUCAUGUUAUCGUCGCUGUCGGCUCUACCAAAGCUGGUGCACGAGCUCAGGCAGCCAUGCAAAUGAUGCAAGCGGCGGGCUUCAUAGAACACGUUGAUGACAAGGACAGACAAGCAGCCCUUAUGGUUGUGAACCAGGUGGAAAGCAAAAAGGACCCGUCUGUGUAUGUAGAGAGUGCUUGCCGGCUCAUCGCCGAAACGAGGGGAGCUGUAUGGCGUAUAUUCCUGCCAGUCGUUUGGCGCGCAGCCAUGGCUGAAGGCAGUCGAUCACUAGUAAACUCCCUAAUUGACCAGUUAAAGGUGCAAGCAGCUCCACGCCCCGUGGUUGCAGAGCAAACUCAAAGUGAUGGCCAGAGUAGCUCUGGGCUCCAAGAGGUCGUUAAAGCGUCAUAUGACGCUCCGAAAGUGAUGCCUCCGGAUCUGUGGGAGCAGCUUCUUGACGAGUGCACGGUUUUGACAAACUGCGAGUUUGGACAGUCGGUGCUUCACGAGCUUGGUGGACUGUCACUGGAUAGCAGCUGGUUCCCUUCGACUCUGGCGAUGCGCUACUUUCACAACUAUAGGCUAAUGCUUGCGCUGGAGUGGCAAGCACAAGUCGCAACGAACAUCAGCGAUCGCCGAGCUUUUGCCGACCUUGGGGAAGGCAAGCAUGUUCUACUUACGCGGAAGUCUGUUACCUUCCCAGUGUUUUCGUUCUCCACAUUCUUACGAGAGGAAGAGCGCAUGUUCCUCAGGAGCGUCCAGUUCCGGGAAGAUGAUAUCGUUCUCCUCAGGCCGGCAGAUCCGCAUGCAUUUACUGAGGAGGAAUCUUGGCAACGAUGCUUUGUGGGCGUCGUUACGAGUGUAAAAGGAGAUUUCUCAGAAUCCAUGAACGUGAAUGUUCGCGUUGCCACUGCCGAAGUCAAGAAGUACCCAGAAGUCUUCACGACCAAUAAAUUCAAGCUUUACUAUCUCACUCCUGCUGUAACGCACGACAGGAUGGUCCAGGCGCUCAGAGGCCUUACAAUGUCGAAGCAUCCAGCAGGGAAGUCGCCACCCCCUUACGUCUUCGCACCGGAGAUCCGUUACCUUCUCCUGCACACUAGUGAACCUCAGGCCCAGCAGGUGUCUGGUCGGGGACCAGUGCCGCAGCUAAGCGACACAGACCCAGAGCAGUACAACCCGCUACACCAAUUGGACGAACUGGCGGAUGGUGACUCUUGCAAGAAGCAACGGGUGCAGCCAUCUCUGCUGCAACAAGUUUCACUGCAGGCGCGGAGGCAAACCCCUUCCUCAAGCCGUAGUGCUCCGGAUGAGGGCUACGAAAUGUUCGGCGAUGGUUUUCGACUCCCGACAGGCUUACCGCUUAACGAGGCUCAGCGCCAAGCAACGAUAAGCGCCAUGACAAAUCGCCUAACCCUUGUGCAGGGUCCUCCUGGCACAGGAAAGACACACGUGGCUUGCGCAAUUAUUGAUGCGUGGCAGCGCAUCAACCCUACUAAAAAAAUUCUCGCUGUCGCUGACUCAAACGUUGCCGCGGACAAUCUCAUGGAGGGGCUCAGCAACCGAGGCAUCCGUAGCGUUCGAGUAGGCAGCGGAAGCGAGUCGGAUUUAAAGGAAGAAUCAAUUCAAGAUCUUCCUCGAUAUCGCGAUCUUCUACGAAUGAGAGACAAGAAUUCAGGAGAGGCACGAAGUUUGCGCAUGCUUCUCGUCCGAGAAGCCGUUCGCAAGUAUAAUGUCAUCAUCGCAACCUGUGUUGGCAGUGGCCACGAGAUGUUCGACGAUGUCACGUUUGAGAGGGUCAUUAUUGACGAGUGCGCCCAGUCCAUUGAGCCGUCUAAUCUAAUCCCAUUAGGCCACGGUUGCCGUUCAGUGGUCCUAAUUGGCGACCAUAAGCAACUUCCUCCCACCAUCGUUUCACGGGAGGCUAGCGAUGGCGGGCUGGGAGUUUCGCUUCUUGAGCGAUUCGUCGGAAGUGGCAUCGCACCAAUUCACUUGCUAAACGAGCAACGUCGUAUGCACCCAAGUAUUGCUCAUUUUCCAAACAUGCAGUUCUACCAGGGGAAGAUUUUCAGUCGAGAUGUGGACGACUGCAACCGUCCCCCAGUAGCAGGGUUUCUUUGGCCAUCCUCACACAGUCGGGUGUGCCUUAUUGAUAUUUCCGCUGGGCUUGCGAACAUGGAGCAGUCUUUGGGGACGUCGAAGUACAGCCUUGUUGAAAUCGACCCGAUACUGGCAAUAUUGCGGUCAGUAUUGCAGUGCGGUACAAUCCGUCCGAGCGAAAUCGGCAUUUUAACCCCGUACGAUGCGCAGAAAGCGCGGAUCCGCUUCGCCUUAAACGACUCUUUUGACAAGGCGUUAUGCUAUCAGAUUGAUGUCGACUCUGUGGACGGGUUCCAGGGCAAGGAGAAGGAUCUGAUCAUCUUCAGCGCUGUUCGUUCCAACCCUAGAGGUGAAAUAGGUUUUUUAAAGGAUGCACGCCGGCUCAACGUGAUGCUCACUCGUGCUAGACGAGGCCUUCUUGUUGUUGGAGACCAGUUGUCUCUUUGGGCGGAUACAGUGAACUGGAGGCCUUGGAUUUCUUGGGUUGGAAGCCAGAGGUCAAUCGUUCCCAUUUCUCGCUUGAACGACUACCUUGAGGUGCCCACGUACAACUAUAACCCCAUAGCGUCAGGAGCUGCUCGAGUCGGUGCAAGUGCAGUCGGUACCGGGAGCGUCACUGCGACGAGCACUGGAGGAGGGGCCAUAAAGACAGCGUACAUGCCGCAGGGUUUUCAAGCAGAUUUCGGGAGUGGCGGGAUGGGCGUGCGUGGAGAGGGAGGGCGCGAAACAGCACCCGAGCCGAUGCACGAAGAGGAAGAAGUGCCCGAAGACUGGGAACAGCAUCUCUGA